Trifolium pratense (red clover) is the source of this 1303-nucleotide messenger RNA. Its product is annotated as F-box/kelch-repeat protein At3g06240-like. The record is from RefSeq and is a predicted model, not a curated record. The coding region runs from base 41 to 1135 and encodes 364 amino acids. The transcript has a single exon. Lineage: Eukaryota; Viridiplantae; Streptophyta; Magnoliopsida; Fabales; Fabaceae. Gene Ontology annotation, molecular function: protein binding.
CAGAGUGAACGAACAGUGAAGAAGAAGAAGAAAAACACACAUGGAGAAGAAGACGACGAAGCUGUGUCUGUAUCUACCUACUGAAUUGAUCAUUCAAAUCCUUCUCAGAUUAACGGUGAAAUCUCUUAUACGUUUCAAAUCCGUUUGUAAGACAUGGUUUACUCUUAUCUCUGAUCCCAAUUUUGCAAAUUCACAUUUUCAAUUUCCCGCCACACACACUCGUAAAAUUCUCUCUUUAUCAUCAACUACACCUCCUCAAAUUCAAUCUAUAGAUUUUGAAGAAAAUUUGGUUAGCAAUUUUUCUGCUCCACUCAACCUAUUUAAAUUUAAUAUUUCUAAUUUUCCUCUUCAAAUUAAAGGUUCAUGUAGAGGGUUUCUAUUUUUGUGCAAUUCUUGGAAAUUCUACUUAUGGAAUCCAUCCACUGGAUUUUACAAGCAAAUACCUUUAUCUAAUUCUUGUUAUUCAAGAUAUCUAUACGGUUUUGGUUAUGACGGAUCGAGAGAUGAUUAUGUGGUGGUUUUAAUGGGCUAUAAUACAAAUGUAGUUUAUCAUACAUCACGAUUCGAGUUUUUUUCAUUGAGAGAUAAUAAGUGGAAACAAAUUAAGGGUAGUCACUUGUCUUAUAAGAAUGCCCUUCCUAAUGCCAAUAGAGACAUUGGGGGUACGAUACUUAAUAGUGCUAUUCAUUGGUUGGCUUUUCGUUGUGAUUUUAUGGUGGAUGGUAUUGUUGCCUUUGAUUUAAUGGAAAGGAAAUUGCUAGAGAUGUGCCUUCCAGACGAGAUUGACAUCGUACCCAACGAUUGUGGUUUGUGGGUAUCUGGAGAAUUUCUCAGUCUAUGGGCUAUGAGGAGGCAUCAUAUAGUUGACAUAUGGGUGAUGAAAGAAUACAAAGUGAGUUCGUCUUGGAUUAAGACUCAUGUUUUUCCUAUUAAUGCCACUCCUUACUUUUCCCCUAUAUACUCUACCAAAAAUGGCGAUAUUGUUGGAAUAGAUGAUGGUAUUGGACUGAUGAAGUAUAAUGGUAAAGGACAGUUGUUAGGGCAAUGCUCCUUUUGUGAUGAUCCAAGUGAAUCCCAAGUGGUCAUAUAUACAGAAUCUGUACUCUCGCUACCUGGUGACAUUGAGCAAGUUUAAGAUGACGACACAAACAAGAAGAAUUAGGUUUUGAAAUAUUCUCCUUUACCAUUUUCUUUAUAUUUAUAAUUUAUAAUUAUAUUAUGAACUCUUAGGUGGCUGCAUUUGUAGGCUAAUAUGUGUUUGACUACAUUUGUAACAUGAGCUAGUAUGCGACAUGAGCUAAUU